This is a messenger RNA of Sorghum bicolor (sorghum), 650 nucleotides long. Its product is annotated as protein GLUTAMINE DUMPER 6. The record is from RefSeq and is a predicted model, not a curated record. Gene Ontology annotation, biological process: regulation of amino acid export. The transcript has a single exon. Bases 110 to 472 code for a protein of 120 amino acids. NCBI's taxonomy places the organism in Eukaryota, Viridiplantae, Streptophyta, Magnoliopsida, Poales, Poaceae.
CAGUCGCCAUUAUUCCAUUCCACCCAAGAUCUCAGAAGCAGGUCGUCGAUAGCUACGUACAGCUUUCUUCUUCCUUGUGCUGUUAUAGAGAGAGAGAGAGAGAGAGAGGAUGAGGCCGGAGAGAGGUGAUGAGGGUAUUUCGGUGAAGCUAAUGGGCGGCGGCGGGGGCGGCGGGGGACCACCGAACCUAUGGAAGACGCCGACCCCGUACAUCUUCCUGGGCCUCACCAUCAUGAUGGGCGUCAUCGCGGUGGCGCUCCUCGUCCUCAUCUGCACGCGCAGGAGGACGACGUCACCGUCGUCGUCGUCGUCCUCGUCCGACGAGAAGGCGGCGGCGGCGGCGCGCGCGCUCGUGCCGCUGGACCGGGAGCCCAAGGUCGUCGUCUUCAUGCCCGGCGACGGCCACGCGCCCUCCUUCCUCGCCAGCGUCAAGCCGCUCGCCGCCGGUGACGGCGCCGCGGCGGCAGUGUAGGCGGCAGGGGAGAGAACAAAGAGGCGGCUACCGGCCGGCCCCGCGUGGCCAACCGAUCGAGCCGGCGGCCGACGAGCGCGGGGGCAAUUUUGUGGAUACUUUUUUGUUUUUCGUUUGUUUGAGAGGCGCGCGGCAGCUUUUGGAAUGAAAUCAGUGAAACGAGGUUUGGUCGUGUUCA